AUGAGCUCAGGUUUUCUUUCGCCCCGGCCCUUCCAAUCGACUAGCUGUUUCCAUACGGCUGGCUGCUUACAACUUGUCCAAGCGGCUGAUCAGCUGGUCGGCAUUUGUCCCAGCCGAGUCCGUUUGGUUCUCAAGCCUGAUGGUCAAAGCUUUCGGUUUAUCGCCAAUCUUAGUUGCUCUACGCCACCAAGAUCUUAUCCAACCCUCUCUCUUCGUGUUGCUAGCUUUUCGUCCUGUUCUUCAGUCCCAGAUUUGACAAACUCUCCAGCCGUGUCCGGAGCUGCUCCUUCUGUUCAACUGCAGGGUCAGCCCAUUUCCCCGUCUCUACGAUGGAUAAGCUUAAAUAGUUUCCUGCGGACCCCUAAUGGGCUAUUUGAGUUUCUUCAGCGGCUCCGGGCUGAGGUUGGUUAUUCAGACUAUUCGUUGGAUUAUAUAUCUCAUUCUUCAUCUGGCAUCCAAGCAAGGUAA
Protopolystoma xenopodis is the source of this 468-nucleotide messenger RNA. The record is from the annotation of a GenBank genome assembly. Lineage: Eukaryota; Metazoa; Platyhelminthes; Monogenea; Polystomatidea; Polystomatidae.